This is a messenger RNA of Trichoplax adhaerens, 672 nucleotides long. RefSeq lists its product as uncharacterized. The record is from RefSeq and is a predicted model, not a curated record. Gene Ontology annotation, molecular function: GTPase activity; GTP binding. The transcript has 8 exons. NCBI's taxonomy places the organism in Eukaryota, Metazoa, Placozoa, Uniplacotomia, Trichoplacea, Trichoplacidae. Gene Ontology annotation, cellular component: endosome; Golgi apparatus. Bases 1 to 672 code for a protein of 223 amino acids.
AUGUCUGAUGAAGAAGGCGAAGUGAUUAGGGAUAAGCAAAUUAAAGUAGUACUCUUAGGCGAUGGUACUGCGGGAAAGACAUCGAUCGCAUCUAGAUAUGCUCAAGGUGGUUAUAAUAGAGAAUACCGUCAAACUGUCGGGCUUGAUUUUUUUCUAAGGAGGAUAGUAUUGCCCGGUGAUGUUCAUGUAGCAAUGCAAGUUUGGGAUAUUGGUGGUCAAACAUUAGGUGGCAAGAUGGUUAAUAAAUAUAUUUACGGCGCUAAGGCUGUUCUCUUAAUUUAUGAUAUUACCAAUCCUAAUUCAUUUGAAAAUUUAGAGGAUUGGUAUUCUCUUGUUCGGAAUAUGUUUAAAUCAGAAAAAAUUCCUCAUAUAGCAAUAGUCGCCAAUAAAAUGGAUUUAGAACAUAUGAGAGCAGUAAAGCAGGAAAAACAUACUAAAUUUGCUCAAGAACACGGAUUUUCCAGCCAUUUCAUUUCGGCAAAAACAGCUGAUCAGGUUGAGACUUGUUUUCAGCGAGUCGCAGCUGAGGUUUUAGGGAUAAAGUUAUCAAAGCCGGAAAUAGAAGAAACUUCGCGAGUAGUAAAGGCCGAAAUUGUCAAGUAUGAUGGUGAAUCAUUGGCUAAUGCUAUGCCACCAGUCAAACAACGAAGUAUGGCUUGUACGAUUCAGUGA